AUGUCAGUACGCUACGCUAUCCUUGUUUGUAUAGUAACGUUCUUUAGUAGUGGAAUGUUGAGGCUAAAAAUUUUUGGGGUUUUUGGAAAAAAUUUGGUGUUUGGAGAAAAAAAAAGAAGAACAGUGACAAAGAAGCGCGGCGGAAAGGGACGGAUAGCUUCCGCCCCCCCCGCACCCCCAACGGCGCAACUGCAUCGCCUCAGCGCCGCCGAAGCCUCGACCCGCGUUCCGCGGACGACCCCGCAUUCGACCGUCGACCGGCCCAUUGCACUAACCCACGCGGCUCUCGCGUCUAUUGUGGAAGCGGCUGUACAGUCUGCGCUCGCCGCCAUCAAAACCACAGGCAAGAAGGAAACCGCGCCGAAAACGGCGUGGCCACAGUGA
Messenger RNA from Leptosia nina, 384 nucleotides. The record is from the annotation of a GenBank genome assembly. NCBI's taxonomy places the organism in Eukaryota, Metazoa, Arthropoda, Insecta, Lepidoptera, Pieridae.